AAAGAGGUUUACUUGGUUCACAGUUUGCAGGCUGUACAAGAAGCAUGGUACCAGCAGCUAUUUCUGGUGAGGGCCUCAGGCUGUUUCCACUUGUGAGUGAAGGUGAAGGAGAACCAGCAUGUGCAGAGAUCACAUGGUAAGCGAGGAAGCAAGACAAAGCAGCAAGAAAAUCGAUAGGAGGGAGGUGCCAGGCUCUUAACAACCAGCUCUGACAGCAACUAAUAGAAAACUCACUCAUUAUCACUAGGAGGGCAUCAAGCCCUGUGUCAGGGAUCCACCCCCAUGCCUGAAAACAUCUCCCAUUAAGCCCCACCUCCAACACUGGGGAUCAAAUUUCAACGUGAGAUUUGGAGGGAUCCAACAAACCAAAUGAUAGCAAUAAUGCUCCCAAAAUACAGCAGGUAUAUGAAAUAUAGCAUUACUAAUGAAGUGUGCUUUACAUCUUCUCUGCCUGCUUCAUUAGUGAAUUUAUUACAAUAAAGUUUAAAAUAAGGCAAAGAACAUUCACCCUUCGGGCCAGGCACAGUGGCUCAUGCCUGUAAUCCCAGCACUUUGGGAGGCCGAGGCAGGCGGAUCACGAGGUCAGGAGAUCGAGAUCAUCCUGGCUAACACGGUGAAACCCCGUCUCUACUAAAAAUACAAAAAAUUAGGCCAGGCGCGGUGGCUCACACCUGUAAUCCCAGCACUUUGAGAGGCCGAGGUGGGUGGAUCACCUGAGGUCGGGAAUUCGAGACCAGCCUGACCAACAUGGAGAAAACUGAUCUCUACUAACGAAAAUACAAAAUUUUAGCCAGGCAUGGUGGCACAUGCCUGUAAUCCCAGCUACUCAGGAAGGCUGAGGCAGAAGACUCACUUGAACCUGGGAGCAGAGGUUGUGGUGAGCUGAGAUCGCACCAUUGCACCCCAGCCUGGGCAACAAGAGCAAAACCCCGUCUCAAAUAAAUAAAUAAAUAUAUAAAUAAAACAAAAAAAUUAGCCAGGUGUGGUGGCACACGCCUGUAGUCCCAGCUACUCAGGAGGUUGAGGCAGGAGAAUCGCUUGAACCCCGGAGGCAGAGGUUGCAGUGAGCUGAAAUCUGGGCACUGUACUCCAGCCUGGGCGACAGAGCAAGCCUCCAUCUCAAAAAAAAAAAAAAGAGAGAAAACAACAACAAAAAAACAAAACCAUGCACCUUUCCCUGAUUUAAAUGAUUCAUCAGUAAUUAUCCAAAUACAUGGUACUAGCCUAUUAGGGAAAUACCAUGGUUUUAAGACAGUUGUUCUCAAAUCUUUUUUUUCUUCUUUUCACGAAGGCCCAUUCAGGCUAGAGGAGCAGAGAGGGGGAAGCUUACAUCCAGUAAACAAAAUAGCAGUGAUUUAAAUAAAAUUGAGACCAGAAAACCGACUGCUUUCUACAUUUUAGGAACUGAUUAUCAUAAACAUAAACUUAUCUAACAGUAUCUGUAUUUCUAUUUGUAGCAAGCACAAAAGUUACAGUGUGCAGCACACUUUAAUCACUGCGUCAUUUAAUUACUGUGUCAAUAAAGGCAGUGGCACAGUCAGAAUUUGACAGAUUUGAGAAAAGUCCUGCUGAAAAGAUGAGACAAGUUCUGCGAUGAUCAUUUUUUAUAAUGUAAGCACUGUGUACAUUUAUAAAUGGCACGGUAGGGAUGGGAGUGGGCUGGGGGUAGAGAAUUCCGUAAAACAAGGGAACUUGAGGAAAUGCAAAAGACUGAAAAAAACCUGGCAUCUUCCAAAGGGUAAAAUUAGUACGAUUGUUUAAACUAUUUUGUCCUUAAUUUUAGUCAUUUCUAAUUUAACAGCUAAAGAACAAUUACUGUAUAAUAACUGAAAUAUUUAGUAUACUUUGUAUUACAGCACCCUCUAUCACAUGAUCAUAUACAGAAUACAUUUCUAUGAACUGGUUGCUUUAAUCUGUGAACAUUUAUGUAGCUCUCUACUGGUUCUAGGGUUUAGUUUACUACUUCCCAUCCACGGAGUCAAAAGGACUACUAACUUGUGCAGGCUUAGUAUCACCAGUAUAAUUUAGUACCGUCUCUCCUACAAUAGCAAAAAGCAUUAUUGACAAAGCAAUCCUGAACUCUAAAUUAUUCCAGGUGUGGUCCUAGUACCAACAGCAUCAGAAUCACCUGAGAUUUUACUAGAGCUACACUAAUCCAGCUGUAUCCUCAGACCUUCCCUCCCAGUUAUAACCUCUGGGGUUGAGGCCCAGCAAUCUGUUUUAACAAGCCUUCUAGAGAAUCUGGAUGCAUGCUCCAGUUUGAGAACCACUACUAUAGGAGAAAUAUAAUCAAAGAGUCAAGUUAACAUGUGCUAUCUAAACUCUAAAGGAAAUUUGUUUCAUUAUAUAUUGAUAUCCACAGCACCAUUCCAAUAAAACAUUUAAAACAACACUGUUAGUACUCCAAGAUUACAGGAAAAAAAGAACAUUAAAGGAAAAUGUGUUGAUUUUACUAACUUUGGGGAAAUUACUUUUCCUUUCUCUGAUUAUCUAAAAGAAACGUCACAUGCAAAAGAAUCUACAUUGAGCAUUUCUGAGGCUACCUUUCUGAAACUUCCAUGGCCUAUUUUAAAGCAAAUUACUACAUUCUGCUUCUCGAUGGGUUCCUAACACAUACACAGCAGGCUUUUACAACAGAGCUUUAAUAGGCGAAAGGAAACAAAAGCUUUUACAGCAGAGGCCAAUGUAAGCCACAAAGCUCGUGUCAUCUUCCUACCAGGCAAUUAAUACAGGGUCCCAGUCCUCAAAGAUUAAAGAACUGAUACGGGGAAGACUGAGAAUGACCCAGCAACAACGCAUAAGGAAGCAAAAAAUAAAAGGACACCGUCUCUUCUGGACUUAAAACUAGAGAAAGAACACAGUUUCCGCUCCAUUUUGGGUUUGUAAAGCUCCUCCUACAAGCAGCUUCCGCUUCAGAGUCGCCACAAAGUCCCUCCCGCGCCGGAACUCGGCGGGGCGGAGACUCGGGUCCCUCCCCGUCCAGGGCGGGAGAAAGGAAAGCAGGGGCCACGGUUUCUCUGGAAGGUUCCGAGAGAAGGGCGCGUGCCACCUCCGCGGGUGGCGGGAGACUCGGCACCAGAUGGCGCUGCCGCACCGAGAGCCAGAGCCUGGGCCGCUGGGGAGACGGGAAGAGGCGUCACCGGAUCCCUUCCUUUGCGCUCGUUGCCGGAAAUGUGCGCUGCAACCAGCCUCUGGUCCCGGAUAUUAAGACUUAUGGAGAGUUCCCGCCUGAGGGCGGGGCCAGAACCGGAACCGAACGGCGACCGACGGGCCCCGGAGCGGAAACCCGGGGCGGCGCCAGCGGGCCCUGGUUGCUGGAUUCUAUAAACCUGGAGAGUAAUCCUAAGAAAAAUCAUCAGAAGAAAGGAAUUUGUAGAACUAAAACUGCAAACAUCCAGAAUCUUGAUGGUGUGCCAAGCCAAAUGUCAACUGGAACUCAACCAAAAACUAAAGUGCUCUCUGAUAAGAGACCCAAAGAAAGAGUGGAGAUUGAGGCGAAAGAAGCAUGUGACUGGCUCCGUGCUGCCGGGUUCCCGCAAUACGCUCAGUUAUAUGAGGAUUCACAAUUUCCCAUCAACAUUGUGGCUGUCAAGAAUGAUCAUGACUUUCUUGAAAAAGACCUUGUAGAACCUCUUUGCAGACGACUAAAUACGUUGAACAAGUGUGCCUCAAUGAAACUUGAUGUGAACUUCCAAAGGAAAAAGGGUGACGACUCCGAUGAGGAAGAUCUUUGUAUCAGCAACAAAUGGACUUUCCAAAGAACCAGUCGCAGGUGGUCUCGUGUGGACGACCUCUACACGCUGCUCCCUCGAGGAGACAGAAAUGGGUCACCGGGAGGCACGGGGAUGAGGAACACGACCAGCAGUGAGAGCGUCCUCACAGACCUGAGCGAGCCUGAGGUCUGCUCCAUUCACAGCGAAAGCAGUGGAGGCAGCGACAGUCGCAGCCAGCCGGGCCAGUGCUGUACAGACAACCCGGUCAUGCUGGAUGCCCCAGUCGUCAGCAGCAGCCUCUCGCAGCCCCCAAGGGAUGUCCUCAACCACCCCUUCCACCCCAAGAAUGAGAAGCCCACGAGGGCUAGGGCCAAAUCAUUUUUGAAACGCAUGGAAACACUCCGAGGGAAGGGAGCCCACGGGAGGCAUAAGGGGUCAGGGCGGACAGGUGGCCUGGUGAUCAGCGGGCCCAUGUUGCGGCAGGAGCCAGAGUCCUUUAAGGCUAUGCAGUGCAUCCAAAUACCAAAUGGAGAUCUCCAGAAUUCGCCGCCACCUGCCUGCAGAAAAGGGCUCCCAUGCUCUGGCAAGUCGAGUGGCGAGAGCAGCCCAUCGGAGCACAGCAGCAGCGGGGUGAGCACGCCCUGCCUGAAGGAACGCAAGUGCCACGAGGCCAACAAGCGCGGGGGCAUGUACUUGGAGGACCUAGAUGUGCUGGCGGGGACAGCACUGCCGGAUGCAGGGGACCAAAGCCGUAUGCAUGAGUUUCACUCCCAAGAGAAUUUGGUGGUGCAUAUUCCCAAGGAUCACAAACCAGGAACAUUCCCCAAGGCACUUUCUAUUGAAAGCCUCUCUCCCACAGAUAGUAGCAAUGGGGUUAACUGGAGGACCGGUAGCAUCUCCCUGGGCAGAGAGCAGGUCCCUGGUGCCAGGGAGCCCCGGCUCAUGGCGUCCUGCCACAGAGCCAGCCGAGUCAGUAUCUAUGACAAUGUCCCUGGCUCCCAUCUGUAUGCCAGCACAGGAGAUCUUUUGGACUUGGAGAAAGAUGACCUUUUCCCUCACUUGGAUGACAUUCUGCAGCAUGUCAAUGGGCUCCAAGAGGUAGUCGAUGACUGGUCCAAAGAUGUCUUGCCUGAACUGCAAACUCAUGAUACGUUGGUUGGGGAACCUGGCUUAUCCCCCUUUCCAUCUCCUAAUCAGAUCACCUUAGAUUUUGAAGGUAACUCUGUCUCAGAAGGUCGGACGACACCCAGUGAUGUGGAAAGAGAUGUAACAUCUCUUAAUGAAUCUGAGCUUCCUGGGGUCAGAGACAGGAGGGAUUCUGGUGUAGGGGCCUCUCUGACCAGGCCAAACAGGCGACUCCGAUGGAACAGUUUCCAGCUGUCGCACCAGCCCCGGCCGGCCCCAGCAUCGCCCCACAUCAGCAGCCAGACGGCCAGCCAGCUGAGCCUGCUCCAGCGCUUCUCACUGCUCCGCCUCACGGCCAUCAUGGAGAAGUACUCCAUGUCCAACAAGCACGGCUGGACAUGGUCAGUUCCAAAGUUCAUGAAGAGGAUGAAAGUUCCCGACUACAAAGACAAGGCUGUCUUUGGCGUUCCUCUCAUAGUCCACGUCCAAAGAACGGGACAGCCCCUGCCUCAAAGUAUUCAGCAAGCACUGAGAUAUCUACGCAGCAACUGCCUCGAUCAGGUGGGUCUUUUUCGCAAGUCAGGAGUGAAGUCUCGAAUCCAUGCCCUACGCCAAAUGAAUGAAAACUUCCCUGAGAACGUCAACUAUGAAGACCAGUCUGCUUAUGAUGUGGCGGAUAUGGUGAAACAGUUCUUCCGGGACCUCCCUGAGCCUCUUUUCACCAACAAGCUCAGUGAGACCUUUCUCCAUAUCUAUCAGUAUGUCUCCAAAGAGCAGCGGCUGCAGGCCGUGCAGGCUGCCAUCCUGCUACUGGCCGAUGAGAACAGGGAGGUCCUGCAGACGCUCUUGUGUUUCCUGAAUGACGUCGUCAACUUGGUGGAAGAGAAUCAGAUGACGCCCAUGAACCUGGCAGUGUGUCUGGCCCCCUCCCUCUUUCAUCUUAAUUUAUUGAAGAAAGAAAGCUCUCCACGAGUCAUACAGAAGAAAUAUGCCACCGGGAAGCCAGAUCAAAAGGACCUCAACGAGAAUCUGGCAGCAGCUCAGGGGCUAGCGCACAUGAUCAUGGAAUGCGACAGACUUUUUGAGGUUCCACACGAGUUGGUGGCCCAGUCUCGUAACUCGUAUGUGGAGGCUGAGAUCCACGUGCCAACCCUGGAAGAAUUGGGGACGCAGCUGGAGGAGAGUGGGGCAACUUUCCACACUUACCUGAACCAUCUCAUCCAGGGCCUCCAGAAAGAAGCCAAGGAGAAGUUCAAAGGAUGGGUCACGUGCUCCAGCACGGACAAUACAGAUCUUGCUUUCAAAAAGGUGGGCGACGGGAACCCGCUGAAGCUGUGGAAGGCUUCUGUGGAGGUGGAAGCACCCCCCUCGGUGGUCCUGAACCGCGUGCUGAGAGAGCGCCACCUGUGGGACGAGGACUUUGUGCAGUGGAAGGUUGUGGAAACUCUAGACAGGCAAACAGAGAUCUACCAGUAUGUGCUGAACAGCAUGGCUCCCCAUCCUUCCAGAGACUUUGUGGUUCUCAGGACCUGGAAAACUGAUUUGCCCAAAGGAAUGUGUACCCUGGUGUCCCUCUCCGUGGAGCAUGAGGAAGCCCAGCUCCUGGGUGGUGUGCGAGCAGUGGUGAUGGACUCGCAGUACUUGAUAGAACCGUGUGGCUCUGGCAAGUCAAGACUGACUCACAUCUGCAGGAUAGACCUGAAAGGUCACUCCCCAGAAUGGUACAGCAAAGGCUUUGGACAUCUGUGUGCAGCAGAAGUUGCCAGGAUUAGAAACUCUUUCCAGCCCCUCAUUGCUGAGGGCCCAGAAACUAAAAUCUGAGUUUUGCCCAGUGUGACAUCAAACUCAGGGAAGAGGAAACUAAAGUGACAAGUGUGGCAGAGAGUGUGCAUGUGAGAAAGCGAGAGAAAGAGGAACUGAAGGACGUGGUUAAUGCCUAAAAAUGGAAACGUUAAGAAGUCGGAAUGUUGGAGAUGCAAGAAUUUCCAAGAACUUUCUUAGCCUUCCUGGAGAUGGCUACAUCACUACUAAUAUAAUUUUAAAAUGAGAACUUUAUAUAUAUUACUUAAAAUUAAAUGGAUUAUUCCUUGUGCAUUGCCUAAUUUGCUAUUUAAAGGCUUCUAAGAAGCGUAUACCUAACUGUAAAUAAAUGUAUGUAUAGCAUAUGUACAUAUGUGUGUAUAUCUCCAUCUUUACUGUAUAUAUGUAAAAUACCAAUUUUAUAUAGAAUUGUGUGUUUUGAAAAUGACGGUGUCUGACUCAGUGAGUCCCUUCCUCACAUAGUUCUUUCCAAGUGGCUCUGGGCCCCAUCUCUCCACUGUCCUGUAAGCUGUGCAGAACCUGCUGCUAACACCAAGGUGUGAACAUGCCCUGAUGCCUAACCAAAGAUUAGUUAACCAAAGGAAAAUAACAUUAAAGGAGACUUAUGUGUUAAUGCUUUGUUUCUGUUAUUCAAAAACUGAGAGUGGAGAUCUGGGAUAAAGCAAGGAAAUAAUAAUUACUCCUCCUUAAAGCAAAUGGGGGGGUGAGAAGUCAUUACCAAAUUUAAAGCUAGAUGAGGAGUUGCCACUGGGCCCAGUAAGAUGGAAUUUCAGUGAGAUAUGGACCACCGGAGUCAGCGAGAGUGACUGAAACAGAAGCGAUACCUCUCACUCCCAUGCCCAUCACUACAGACCCCAAGUCAAGAUGAAUAUCAUAGCCUUUACUUAUUCACAGCCAAAGUGAGCCCCUGUGUUGUCUCAAGUUUUUAUAAAUACAUUUCAUAAUGUUAUUAAAUGUCAUUCUAUUUGACCAGUGGCCUAUUUGGUCACAGUUAAUUGGUGUUUUCCUAUUGCACUGAAUUCAACUCCAGACACCAGACAAAAGGAGAUGAUGGCCAUUCCGUUCAAAUCCUAGAUCAUUACAGCUUCAGGGAAUUCAUAUUUUGCUAUGUGUAGGAUACUCUUAAAAUGUAAUUCAUUAAACUUUUACAAUCUGAAAGACAGGGUUUUUAACUAACAUGAGACCAAAACUAUGUUCUUUGAUUAGUUUUAGAAAGUAUAAUUGGGUUUAUUAAUUCUUCUGUGUUUCUUCACUAGCCAGUCCAAGCUACCUAUGCAUUUGACCCAACCUUAUUUAUUAUUGUACAGAUGAAGCAAAUUGACUCCCUUUAGCCAACUGCUAAUGGAUCGAAUGUGCUUUUUAUUGUAAUUCAACAGCUAUGGAGAGAAAGAUAACUUAUCGUGUGUUUGAUUUCAGGGAGAGAGAUUUUCUUUGGUCAUCCGUAAUAGAGAUUGAUAAGAUUUAGCAACUGGUGUUGGAGAAAAAAAGAAAAGAAAAUGAGUGUUUUCAGGUUUUUUUGUAUUAUAUGCAUUUAUAUAAUGUUUCUGUUAUCAGCAAUGUGCAAUUAUUUUAUUGAGAGGAAUAAAAAAGCUUUCUAUGAGUUUGGUAUGGUGCGAGGAAAAUCUUACAGUUUGAAUUAUGACCUAGAAAUUUUUCAUUCCCAUGUCUACCUAAGAAGGUAGCAGUAAAUCCAUAAUUUACCUUUUGGGCAAUGCUUUGUGAGCAAAACAAAGUCACUUCUGCCAUAACAUCUUGAAUUUAACCAUAUAUGCCAGAUUACUUUAUAUGCAUCAACAAGAUCACCAGUGAAGUUUAAUCUAGCUAAACACUGGUCCUGCUCCUGAGAUGGGAUCCUAUGUGUUUGGAAAACGUGAUAGGCACACGAGGAUGAGUGGCUUUGUAUCGCCCAGAGAGGUGCUUGUCCAGAUUUCACAUGCACAUGAAUUGCCUGGGGAUCUUGUGAAACUGCAGACUCUGCUCCAAGUAAUCUGGGCUGGGCCUGAGAUUCUGCAUUUCUAAGGAGUCUCAGGGAUGCCUAUGCUGCUGGCCUAAAACCACACUCAGAAAUGAGGACCUAGAAGAUCCCUGAAACAGAAUAAGAACAAAUGUGAUUGUAUUUCUGAUUCUCCCUCUCUUCGAAUUAUCUGACUUUUUUGUUUUUGUGCACAUAGUAAUCAUAUCACCGCUGCAUAACAAUACAGUGCAUCUUUUUAAAAAAAGGAAAAGGGAAAAAAAGGAGAAAAAACGAUGCAUCAAGCUUGUUUGUCAAAUACCACAGUAUUUUAUUCAUUGUUAUCUUGCCAAUGGAAAUAAAGUAUGAUACUGCAUUUAAAUAUUAUAUUUAUACCUCAUGUAUAUUUUUACCUCAAUUGUUGAUAUCAAUCAUCAAUUGUAAAUAAAUAAUUGCCAAGGCAAAUAAAUUUAUAUAUAUUAAAUA
Gorilla gorilla gorilla (western lowland gorilla) is the source of this 9096-nucleotide messenger RNA. RefSeq names its product StAR related lipid transfer domain containing 13 (gene STARD13). Gene Ontology annotation, biological process: signal transduction; actin cytoskeleton organization; regulation of Rho protein signal transduction. The coding region runs from base 3423 to 6659 and encodes 1078 amino acids. Gene Ontology annotation, molecular function: lipid binding; GTPase activator activity; protein binding. NCBI's taxonomy places the organism in Eukaryota, Metazoa, Chordata, Mammalia, Primates, Hominidae. The transcript is spliced from 16 exons. The record is from RefSeq and is a predicted model, not a curated record.